AGUUCGCUUCGGGUUCCGGUCCCUCCAAACAAAUAGUUGCGGCGGUCGCUCGUUUGCCAGCGUAGAGCAAAACAGUCAGAAUAGAUUUGAAAAUAAGAUUUUGCAUGAAACAAAAUUUGUUUUUUCAAACCGAAUAGCGCGCGAGAAAUGCGAAUGCGACGCGACCCACGGCCACUUCAAAGCUACAACAAAUUUCAAUAAAAUUAUUUUCUGCUAAUACCUAGUACCUGAAUAAUCUAUAUAUCAUACCCCUAUUCCUGCAGCAUCAUAUAUAACCACAUGAGUAAAUGCAAUAUAGAAGAGUGAAACAUUAGUUGCAAUUAAGUCCUAAACAACGUUCAAAGGGACGGCACACAACGCCUUAAAAAAGUGAAACUUCAAUAAAAAAAAACAUAUAUAAAUAUAUACAUAUAUAAACAUAUAUAAAUAAAAAUAAUCAAAGGCUAUAAUGCUGACGUCCACCACAUCGACGGCCACGAUGACAAACUCAUCCUCAUCGGCCACACCCACGCCGGGCUCGACAUCAUCGAACAGCACAACGCUAGAGACGCUGCAGCAGCAUCAACAACAACAACAGCAACAGCAGCAACAACAACUGCAACAACAACUGCAACAACUGCAAGCAACAACAACAACAAAUGGCUCACGUCCGCCAUCGCGUGCUCCAUCCAUACUGGACAGUCCGACAUUGGCGCGUGUGGAACGCGCGCGUCUGCGACUGGAGCAGGAGCAGCGGGAGCGGGAACGGGAACGGGAGCGCGGCAGUGGCGGUGGCAGCAGCACCGGUACUGGCAGCACAGCCACUACCAUGAAUCGGGAGGAUAGCUUGGAGCGCAGCAUUCUGGAUCCCAAGCAAUCCCUGUUAGCUGGCCGCAUACCCGUGGCCUCCAUGACGGGUCCCAUUAAACGUGGACUUUUGUGGCAGCAACGAGAUCGCCUGUUCUCGCGCUGGAAGGAGAGAUACUUUGUACUAACGCGCGACUAUUUGCAUUGCUUCAAACGUGCUUCUGGUUCGGCAAAUGAACGUGCAUCGGAUAUGGGACAGUUUAUAUUUAAGGUGAAACUAGUGGAUGUGGAGAAGGUUGAAUGGUUGAAUCGGCGCUCAUAUAGUGCCAUCGGAUUGCUGCUGGGCCGUGAGGGACGCGUGCUCCUGCGCUGUGAUGACGGCCUUGAGGAUUGGUUUGAACUUUUGGAGGAAUGCACUAUGACCUCCAAGGAGCGUCGACGUGCGCUGAAAAUAGCGCAAGGUCCCCGCUCUCGUGCCUCGCUGGCUGCACCCGUUUCGCACGCCUCGCUCCAGUCCCAGCAUUUCGGCCUUGGCAGCAACUAUUCCAGCGCCCUGGACGACUGGCUUAUGGCCAAUGGCAGCGGCAUGGGCAGUGCUGGCUUGGCGCGCCACAAGAUCGGCGCCGGCAGUCUGAAUGGCUAUGCAGGCGGCAAUCCUUUCCUGUUCUCCGACUCAGUACCCGAUCUGAGUGCUUUGAAUAAUGAGAAUCACAAUCAUCACUUGAGUGGCAUUUCCACAAAUCAUUCGACACCCCAAAAGAUUCCCCAUAACAAUGCGAAUCUCAGUCGCUAUUCGAAUGGUUAUUCCUCGGCCCAGAAUUCCUUUACGCAGCCAGGUGGUGGCGCACUCUACGGCUCCCCACGACGCAUUUUUAUAAACAGCAGCUUCGGUUCCAAUCAGGUGGUCGAUGAGGAGACUGCCGAGGAGGCUGAGGUUCAGCUGCGAAGACCGCGACUAUUUAGGAACAUCAGCGCGCAGCCGGAUAAUGGCAAUGAGCUGGACAGAGAUUGGUUGUAUCGCAAGCCGCGUGCCCCCACCGAUAUGCGGCACUCAGUUCAACCGAUGCUGCCCACCCACAACGCCAAUGUAAGCGGCAGCAAUGCUGCUCUGGCAGCGCCCAGCAAAACGGAACUGGACUACUCGGCCCAUGACAGUGGAUUGGACACGCCCCCAUCUACCCAUCGACCCUCCAGUUAUCGGGAGGCCAGUCGUGAUAGUACGGAAACUAAUGGCAGCUCUUCGCGCGGCACUCUGCUCAACAACUCGCCCGGCGGCAGCUUUCGGGCCAAGAAGCUGAGCGCCAAGGUGGGAAACUUUAGUCAUCAGGUGAGCAGCGAUGUCCAUGGAUCCCGCUACUCGGUCCAGGAGCAGCGCAUAUUGAAGAUGCGCAACGAGGAGGAUCGUUGCGCCUCCAUCAAGCUGGCCAAUCGUUUGAAUCACAACAACGAACAGGCACCCACUUCUAUGUACGAUCCAAAUCAGAAUCGCUACUACAAGAAUGGCAAUGCCACGCCCCCCAUAUCGCUGACGCCCCAACACACGCCUCUGAAAAUGCACGGCUACGGCAACGGAAAUGCGAAUGGCAAUGGUUCGAAUGGCAAUGGCACGCUCAAUGGCAAUGGCACCGCUCUGAACGGAUCGGCCAUAUAUCGGGAGCGAUAUCAGCAUCCGGCACUGGCGGCCAUCAUAAACGAGGCGCAGGGCCUCAAGUUCCGAGAACGCGCCUAUUCGGACAGUCAGCAACGACGCCUCAACAACAACAACAACGGUUCGACGCCCGUGCCCGCCUCCCCGCUGGCCCAGAGACGCAAUAAUGUGCCGAUCUUUGGCACUCCAACGCGCGUAUAGCGUCUAAAGGUUUAAUAUCCCCCACAUAGAGUAUAUAUUACGAAUCUAUAAGAUGCAAACCAAUAAUAAGAGUAAUGCUGAGUUAUAGAUUACUAUUAGCCCUUAUAGUAGUAUAUCGUAUAUCGCUGAUGGCCGACUGCUCCAUUAGUUGAAGUCCAAAAGAGUAAUUAACUUGACUAUUCAUGAAUAUAUACUAUAAUUAACAAAAAUUGAUUUAACUUUAGUCCUAAGUAGCUCUGCAACUUGAACCAUUCAAACGAAAUUAAAUAAAGUGCGUAGUUACAUUAAGAAUAUUCUAUUGAAUUAUGUACUAUACUAUAUCUAUGGAAUUUAAUUAGCAAUU
Molecule: messenger RNA, 2978 nt
Organism: Scaptodrosophila lebanonensis
Lineage: Eukaryota; Metazoa; Arthropoda; Insecta; Diptera; Drosophilidae
Exons: 8
Coding region: 449-2635 (728 amino acids)
Biological process (GO): actin cytoskeleton organization
Cellular component (GO): plasma membrane
Source: RefSeq, a predicted model, not a curated record